Molecule: messenger RNA, 1398 nt
Organism: Capsicum annuum
Lineage: Eukaryota; Viridiplantae; Streptophyta; Magnoliopsida; Solanales; Solanaceae
Product: disease resistance protein At4g27190-like
Exons: 2
Coding region: 1-1398 (465 amino acids)
Molecular function (GO): ADP binding
Source: RefSeq, a predicted model, not a curated record
AUGACAAACAUGGGUCGCACAGUGAAACUUUCAUGGUUGGACCAACAAGAUUCGGUAUUUGAAUCCUUUCAGGUGUUCAUCAUAGGUGUGUGGGGAGCUGGAGGAGUUGGGAAAACAACAUUGGUGACUAAUCUAAACAAUGAGCUCCUAAAGACCGGUGUGUUAAGUCGUAAACUGUCUUUUGGUGUUGUGAUAUGGGUCACCGUGCCCAAACCGCCAAUAGACAUAAGAAAGGUUCAAGCACAAAUUGCUAGCAGAUUAAACAUAAAGAUAGAUAGCGAGGGAAGUGAUCAAAGCAUUUCAAGCAAAAUUUGUGAAAGGCUUGAGAAAGAAACGAGUUUCCUUCUCAUACUAGAUGAUGUUUGGGAACCUAUAAAUUUGGAUGAGGUAGGUGUUUCCCAACAUGCUGCAAGAAACAAGGUAAUUAUAACUUCUUGUUUUUUAAGUGUCUGUAACCAAAUGAAAUCAGACGUGGAAAUGAAGGUUUUCACAUUGGACGAGGGUGAAUCUUGGCAACUAUUUGCCAAAAAUGUGGGAGAUAUUGUCGAUCUGGAGCAAAUACAUCCAUUGGCAAAGGAAAUUGCAAGAGAGUGUGAUGGUUUACCUUUAGCAAUCAUUGUUGUUGGAUCAUCCAUGAGAGGGAAGACAAGGGUCGAGCUCUGGGAAGAUGCUUUGAAAUCACUUAGAAUGUCCGAACCUCAUAGAAAAGUUGUAGAAGAUAAGGUUUACAAGGUCAUUAACUGGAGUUUUGGUUCUUUAGAAUCUCAGGAUAUUCAAAGAAGCAAACAUGUGAACAAAAAGAGAGGCGAUAUUCAAAGUUGUUUCUUAUAUUGCUCCUUGUAUCCGGCGGCUAUUCCGAUAGAUGAUCUCAUACAUUGCUGGUGGGCAGAGGGGAUCCUCGGUGAACAUGACACAUAUGAAGAAGCCUACAACAGGGGAAUUACCUUGAUUGAGAGCCUAAAUGAUGCCUGCUUCCUGGAAGCCAAUAAGAUGAAGAUUGUGAGGGCGCGGGUUGUGAAUUGUGUUAAAAUGCAUGACGUGAUUCGUGAUGUUGAUAGAUGGAUAGCUAGUACCUUUGGGGAUGAAAACAUUUCUAUUUUUCAAGAUGGAAUUGGGUUGACUGAAAUAUCACGUAUUAAAAUAUCACAUUCUGUCAAGAGAAUAUCUUUCGUAAGCAACGAAAUUGAAUGUCUACCUGAUUGCUUCACGAAAUGUCCAAAGGCAACAUCUUUACUUUUGCAAGACAAUUAUCACCUUAAGAAAAUAACCCACGAAUUCUUUUUGGCAUUUCAAGCUCUAAGAGUUCUGAAUCUGAGUCAAACUGGUAUUAGAGAAAUGCCUUCUUCCAUCAAUAGUUUAUGUCAACUACGUACUCUUAAUACUACAGCGUUGCAGUGA